This is a messenger RNA of Carica papaya (papaya), 2317 nucleotides long. RefSeq names its product S-adenosyl-L-methionine-dependent methyltransferases superfamily protein (gene QUA3). NCBI's taxonomy places the organism in Eukaryota, Viridiplantae, Streptophyta, Magnoliopsida, Brassicales, Caricaceae. The record is from RefSeq and is a predicted model, not a curated record. Gene Ontology annotation, cellular component: trans-Golgi network; endosome; cytoplasm. Gene Ontology annotation, molecular function: S-adenosylmethionine-dependent methyltransferase activity.
UCAAGCAUACACCAGUGUCUCCACUACUCCCUCCCUCCCUCCCUCCCUCCCUCCCACUCUCUGUUCACAUUGGAACUCAAAAUCAUUUGCAGAAACCCAAAUCUCCGCCAUCGAACACUCUCUCUUUCUUUCCCUGACUUCUACAGAAGAAACCUCGGAUAUCAAUCCUCACAACUCAAAUGCCAAGCUAAUCAAAUCCAAAAAUGGGUCACCUUAAUCUCUCCGGGUCAAAGCGAAACCCCAGGCAGUGGAAGCUAUUGGAUAUUGUGUCUGCGGCUUUUUUCGGCUUUGUGUUUCUAUUCUUCAUUCUGGUUUUCACUCCCCUGGGGGAUUCUUUGGCCGCAUCGGGGCGCCAAGCUCUACUUCUCUCGACAUCGGAUCCGAGGCAACGACAGCGGCUGGUGGCUCUGAUUGGAGCGGGCCAACAUCAGCAGCCCAUCGAGGCUUGCCCUGCGGACUCCGUGGAUCACAUGCCGUGCGAGGAUCCUCGGCGCAACAGCCAGCUUAGCAGGGAAAUGAAUUUCUACAGGGAGAGGCACUGCCCUUUGCCUGAACAUACCCCACUCUGCCUCAUUCCUUCUCCUGCUGGCUACAAGGUGCCUGUUCCCUGGCCGGAGAGCUUGCACAAGAUAUGGCAUGCCAACAUGCCAUACAACAAGAUCGCCGACAGGAAGGGUCAUCAGGGAUGGAUGAAAGAGCAAGGACCAUACUUUCUUUUUCCUGGUGGUGGCACAAUGUUUCCAGGGGGAGCAGGCCAAUAUAUUGAAAAGCUUGGACAAUACAUACCCAUAAGUGGUGGAACUCUGAGGACUGCCCUUGAUAUGGGGUGUGGGGUUGCUAGUUUUGGAGGUUCUCUGCUAGCAGAAGGCAUAUUAACCCUCUCAUUUGCCCCAAGAGAUUCACACAAAGCACAGAUACAAUUUGCAUUAGAAAGAGGGAUUCCAGCUUUUGUUGCCAUGCUUGGUACACGUAGACUCCCGUUUCCUGCGUUCUCGUUUGACUUCAUACAUUGUUCGCGGUGUUUGAUCCCUUUUACGGCCUACAAUGCUACUUACUUUAUGGAAGUAGAUCGAUUACUUCGACCUGGAGGGUACCUAGUCAUCUCUGGUCCACCUGUCCAGUGGCCCAAACAAGACAAAGAAUGGGCAGACCUCCAGGCUGUUGCAAGAGCUUUGUGUUAUGAGCUGAUUGCUGUGGAUGGAAACACAGUUAUCUGGAAAAAGCCAGUUGGUGAUUCAUGCCUUCCUAACCAGAAUGAAUUUGGGCUUGAAUUGUGUGAUGAAUCUGAUGACCCAAGCUCUGCAUGGUAUUACAAGUUAACAAAAUGUGUGACUAGGACAUUUUCCAUUAGCGGAGAAUAUGCAGUUGGGGCUAUUCCAAAGUGGCCGGAUAGGCUAACAAAAGCUCCUUCCAGGGCAAUGGUCAUGAAAAAUGGAGUUGAUGUGUUCGAUGCUGACACAAGGCGGUGGCAAAGGAGAGUUGCAUACUACAAAAAUUCUUUGAAUGUGAAGCUAGGAACUCCUGCUAUCCGCAAUGCCAUGGAUAUGAAUGCAUUUUUUGGAGGCUUUGCAGCAGCACUUGUUUCUGACCCUGUGUGGGUCAUGAAUGUUGUUCCUGCUCGAAAGCCAGCAACUCUAGAUGUAAUUUAUGACAGAGGCCUCAUCGGCAUUUACCAUGAUUGGUGUGAACCUUUCUCAACUUAUCCUCGUACUUAUGAUCUCCUUCAUGUAGCUGGCAUUGAAUCCCUCAUAAAGCAUCCAGGUUCAACCAAGAGCAGGUGUAGCCUUGUGGAUUUAAUGGUUGAGAUGGAUCGAAUAUUGCGUCCUGAAGGGACCGCUCUGAUUCGAGAUUCCCCUGAAGUUAUCGACAAAGUGGGUCGCAUAGCUCAUGCUGUAAGGUGGACAUUCACCGUAUAUGAGAAAGAACCUGAGUCACAUGGGAGAGAGAAAAUUCUUGUGGCUACAAAAACAUUUUGGACAUUACCUUCAUCAACCCGCUAAGGCCCUUGCCCUACCAUGUAGGUAUUUUUCCUUUCUCUCCUCUUUUUGUCCCACAUUUUGUUGACAAAGUAUCAUCUUGAUGCAUCCAACAGAUGCAGUUUUCUUUCUCCUUAUUUGGUUUAUUUAGAUUAUUUGGAAAUAGUAGGAUGGUUAAAAAUGGGAUGAAGUACAAAAGAUGGAAAGACCAUGCAGUCUUAUAUAUAUUACAAUACAAAAUAGCAGUGGCAUUGACAAUUUUCAACAAGUUUUACGGGAGUGUAAUUCUAACAUUAUUUAUCCUACACCAAUUUAAUUGUGUUGCAGUAUUCCCAUUAUCA